Messenger RNA from Ostreobium quekettii, 1296 nucleotides. The record is from the annotation of a GenBank genome assembly. NCBI's taxonomy places the organism in Eukaryota, Viridiplantae, Chlorophyta, Ulvophyceae, Bryopsidales, Ostreobiaceae.
AUGCAGACCGCCAUGACGCCCCAGGUCGCUGGCUCCGCCAUGCACUCAUCGAUCGUUGGACGCCGCGUGGGCGGAUCGCCUGCCACCCAAGGCGCUCGCCUCGGCCGCGAGGCGCGCGUCGUGGUGCGCGCUGAUGCCUCCCGGAAGCCGAAGAGCAGGGGAGAGAGCGGGGGCACUAAGGACCAGAAGGGGCGCUGGAGGGGCAUGGACGAGGACAUAUCCGAUGACCAGCAAGACAUCGCGCGCGGGCGUCUCAUGGUGGACAGCCUCUUCCAGGGUGCCACGGGCCUCGACGGUACGCACAACGCCGUGUUGUCCUCCGCCGAGUACUUGGCCACCGCCGCGCGCUCCUUCAACAACAUCGAGGACGGCUACUACAUCUCCCCCGCUUUCCUGGACAAGAUAACCAUUCACAUCGCCAAGAACUUCAUGGAGCUGCCCAAGAUCAAGGUUCCCCUGAUUUUGGGAAUCUGGGGAGGCAAGGGUCAGGGCAAGACCUUCCAGGCCAACCUGGCGUUCAAGAAGUUGGGCAUCGCGCCCAUCGUCAUGUCGGCUGGAGAGCUGGAGUCUGGCAAUGCUGGAGAGCCCGCCAAGCUCAUCCGCCAGAGGUACAGGGAGGCGUCUGACACCAUUGCCAAGGGCAAGAUGUGUGCCCUGUUCAUUAACGACCUGGACGCUGGUGCCGGUCGCAUGGGUGACACCACGCAGUACACUGUGAACAACCAGAUGGUGAACGCCACCCUCAUGAACAUCGCUGACAACCCUACGAACGUGCAGCUCCCGGGGGUCUACACCCAGGAGGAGAUCCCGCGGGUGCCCAUCAUCUGCACGGGUAACGAUUUCUCCACCCUUUAUGCCCCGCUCAUCCGUGAUGGGCGUAUGGAGAAGUACUACUGGAACCCAACCCGGGAGGACAGGAUCGGGGUGUGCAUGGGCAUCUUCCAGGAGGACAAGGUUAACCGUGGCCAGGUGGAGAAGCUGGUGGACGCCUUCCCAGGCCAGUCCAUUGACUUCUUCGGUGCCCUCCGCGCCCGGGUGUAUGACGACAAGGUGCGAGACUGGGUCGAGGACCUCGGCAUGGAGAACCUGGGCAAGAGGCUCGUGAACUCCAAGGAGGGCAAGGUCACGUUCGAGAAGCCCGAGAUGACCUACGAGACCCUUCUCAAGUACGGCAACUUGCUGGUCGAUGAGCAGGACAAUGUGAAGCGCGUGCAGCUGGCAGAUUCGUACCUCUCUGGCGCCGCCCUGGCUGGAAAAAGCGGUACCUCCAUUCCUGAGGCCUACGCGGAGAAGUGA